AUGGUCCAUGGGAAACCAAAACAUCCACAAAGCCAGGUUUCAGUAGAACGAGCCAGUGGUGACAUCAAAGACAUGUUGCAUGCAUGGAUGGCAGACAAGACACACGAUUGGUCUGUUGGCCUUCGUUUUGUUGAAUACCAACACGCUGCUCAUCAUUCCGGCAUCAAGCGCACUCCAUUCGAGGCACUGUUUGGCACUGAUUCUGGGGUGCUUCUGGCAUCAUCGAGUCUUCCUCUUGAGGCCCUUGAAAGAUUACAGUCAGAAGGUGACUUUCUCGCCCUCUUUGCUAGCCCUUCAGAAGACGAACUUCUUGCCCAAGAUCCCCAGCCUCCACCAGCAUCUGCAGCUCCAGCUCCGACCUCUCAGCCUAAACUUGCUCAAGAUUUUCCGCCCCCACCUCCAUCUGCAGCACCAGCUUCCCAGCUUUUUGUGAAUAUAGUUUAA
Molecule: messenger RNA, 444 nt
Organism: Penaeus indicus
Lineage: Eukaryota; Metazoa; Arthropoda; Malacostraca; Decapoda; Penaeidae
Product: KRAB-A domain-containing protein 2-like
Exons: 1
Coding region: 1-444 (147 amino acids)
Molecular function (GO): nucleic acid binding
Source: RefSeq, a predicted model, not a curated record